Messenger RNA from Pseudogymnoascus verrucosus, 2371 nucleotides. RefSeq lists its product as uncharacterized. The transcript has 2 exons. Lineage: Eukaryota; Fungi; Ascomycota; Leotiomycetes; Thelebolales; Thelebolaceae. Bases 1 to 2142 code for a protein of 713 amino acids. The record is from RefSeq and is a predicted model, not a curated record.
AUGGCCGACCGUGGGAACCGUGAGUUCCUUGAUGCCCUGCAACUUCGCGUUCGCGUGCUGGAAGUCGAAAACACCAGGCUCAAUGCAGAAAUUCUCAGUUUACUGGAGAAAUUGGAAAUCUGCAUUGAAAAAUACGGCCCGAAAUGCUUCGUAAGAAAGUCCAAGCAAGUUGACUGGAGGAAGAUGCUCCGAGACUCCGACAACCUGACAGACCCAAAGGAACUCAAAAAGAUUUACAGGGCUGCCUGCAAACAGUUUAAUAUGAGCUCAGUCCCUCAGAACCACGGGAUAUACUACGUUCGGCCAAACAACAAAGAACUUGAAUUAGAACUGGCAGUGGCCGACCCAACAGCGGGGUUCCAACCGGAGAUGUUUUUCAACUUUGCUGCCCUCCUGAAAGACCAUCCGAAGAUUGCCUUCAAGAUUGCGGCCUAUACAAUGGUUAAGGAUACCGCGAUCUCUGUGGUCGCCCGUUUCGACAUACAUGAUGUGUAUCCUCCAACACAAGGCGGGCUCGACAAGAAAAGUGGACUUAGCUACCGCUUCCACUGGGGUGGUUCGGCCUGUGCUAUAAAUUCGUCGCCUCUCCCAAGAGACGUCUUGGCCCCCAUUUUCGUCUCCAGGGAUUGGCACGAGAUGUUUGCCACUGCAUUCUACUUUAUGAACUCGUUUUCAUUCGAGUCCUUGGGAGAAUUUGGCAUUUUCUGCAGAAACACUCCACGAGCCAGAUGGCAGAGGGUGUCAGAUUCGGCUAUCACAUGGAUUGGUUCCAUAAUGGAGACCAGCAACCCAAAGAAGAGCGGACCAAGAUGGUGUAAAAGCCGUUGGGGAAUGCAUGUGUUGGGUCAGUUUCGUAAUCUGAGAAGCCUGGUGAUCAGCCUCGAUGAGACGUCAAAUGGCAGAAUACGAAGAAAGGACGAGCCAGAACACAUGAAGCAACCGCUCAAGAGGUCAACCAAGAACCACGACAAUUACAGGAUGACCAGAGAUCUCCGCAAGUUACGAGGCAUGGAUAACAUUUACCAGCUCCGAGGCAUUGAGCAUAUUGAAGUGUAUGAUAACUUCCAACUGUUUCCAAAAAGGCCAGUUCGAGAUCAAACUUUCGUUCAAGACUUGAAGCGCCAGGUGUGCGCUCCAAAGAGUCAAGCAGAUGAGGCGAAAGCAAAGAUUAAAAACAUGAUGCCUCUUUUGCGACGAAACCCUGGCACUCCCAAAUACAAGCCGUCGAGGCAGGUUAAACAGGUGCUGAAAUAUAUUUUCAACUCCCGUCCUCGAUAUGAGCGUCCAGAUGUGCCACAGCAAAUGGCAGGCGAUGAGAGCGAUUCGGAUGGCGAUGAUGAUGACGAGGACCCUGGCGAUAUCAGUGACCCCGAAAGUGACGACGUUGACUACGACCAGCUCGAUGAUGACGACCACCAGAACCCACACGACGAUGAUGACUCCGAUGAUGAUGAUGAUGAUGCGCCAAAUCAAGGCGCCAUUGCUUCAAGAGAAGCUUCAGAAGCCUCCAGGGCCGGAAAUUUUGCCAAUGGUGGCAGCGAAAACAACGAUGAUGAAGAUGAGGAUACUGAGAUGGGUGGACAUGAGCUUCAGAGUGUUAUAAAACCAGGGGAAGACUCUGACGAUGAUGACUUCGAGUUCAUUCACUCUGAAAAGCUCCCACCGAUUAAAGUGGAAGGCGACGAUGAGCUUGGAUUCCUCCACUCCGUCAAGCGUCCUACCCAAACCAUCGAUUUGAGCCAGCUGCCUGACAUGGCAGAUCCAGACACUGCGCUUCCAUCCAUCGAACAAGAUGAGGUCAAGCAGGAGGUGAAGUCCGAGGAUCCAAGUGCAGGAGAAGGCAGGGAUAGCAUGGAGAGCAUCCCCUUCUUCGAUAGCCCAACUUGGACACAACGAGAUGUGGUUUCACCUUUCGGACGGCUCACUCCGAGGCGAGGCUCUUCACCACAAUCAUCUUUAUUCGUUCGUCAAAGUCCCUCCGCACGGAGCGCUUUUUCAAGCCGCCUCUCUGGAUACUUCGGAUCUCCAGGCUCGGAGCGAAAGCGAAGCUUUGAAGAUGAAGACGAUGACGAUGCGGCACCUCUAAGCGUGAGACGUCGCUUGUCGGAUAUGACGGUGACUGAAAAUGAGAUUGAGAAGUGAAGCAGCUUUAUGAAGAUUUGCGCAAUAUCGAAGUAUUUAUUAUGAUUUACGACUUGGGCAAUUUGAGAAGGAAGGCGUGGGUUUUAAUGGCUAUUGACAGUCGGUGAUGGCAUGGGUACUGGAGAAAGGAACCGAGCUUACGGUGGCGCUAUUUGAUGAUAUCUAAAUGAAUCGUUUUUGAGGCAUCUGCGUGCACUCGGAGAGCAGUUUUAUUUUUUAUAUUUUUAUG